AAUUUUUUAAUCUUUUUAUUUAUUGACGUUUAAUAAUUAACGUAUUAUAAUGUUAAUAAUAUUGUUAAAAAAUUUGAAAAAGACUUUUUAUACCGCGAAAAAUACAAUGUGUUGCGCAUUCUCGCAUUUAACAUGACGAGCUUUUAAAGAGGUUACCUAACCUCAAAAUCGUGCAUGCAACUAAUGUUCUGUCUGGUGCUUAUUAUUUUUUAUUCUUAAUUAUUUAUCGUUAGACGACGCAACAUGAAUAUUCCUGACAUUACUAGUGAGGAUGAAUUGUUAGAUAAUGAUGACGACAAAGAUUUAGAUUUUGAUAUACAAAAUUAUGAAGAUGAGAUUAAUAAUGAAGAUUCAGAUGAAUUUACAGAUAAUAAUGAUAAUGAUAAUAAUGAUGAUAAUAAAGAAGAUGAUAAUGAAGGAGAGGAAAAUGAAAUGGAGGAGGACAAUUAUGAAGAAGAAAAUGAAUACAUUGGUCCAGUUUUACCAGAUGGACAUAGAUUUGAUAGAAAAUUUACUUGCAUCAAAUAUCCAGGAAACGUUGUUAAUCCAGACAAAGCUAUCAAAACGUUAGGUGGUAUCGAAUCAAUUUCUACGGCGGUAGAUGCUCCCAACAGACGUCUUGAAUUAAGAUUUAGACCUGAUGAUGGAUUCACUAAACCAACAUGUGGUGAUCGACAUUCUAAAACUGCAUUCUUACUAAGAGUUAGAGUUAAAAAACAUAGGAUUGACAAAGUACAAGAAAAUGCUGAGAAAUCUCAAAAUGAUGCACAUAUAGAAAGUAUGAAAAAUAUAAUGAAAAAUAUGUCUUUGAGUACUGAUAGUUCUAAAAGUAAUGUCGACCGAAAUGACAUUCAAAAUAAUCAGAAAAACUCUAAGAAAGAUAAUACUGUAACAGAUUUAGUCGAACAAAUACAAAACUGUAAUUUAUCGACAAAGACUGAUACCAAAAGUUCUAUCAAAAAAUCUUCUAGUAAAAUUUCUGAUACUUCACCUGAUGCAAGCAAGAAUUUGUUGAAAGAGAAAAAAAACAUUGAACCAACUUUUGAUCGUAAUAAAUAUGAAGAUCUUUCUCAAGAUGAACAAUAUGAACUACCAAAAUUAAAAAUAUUAGGAAGAAUCGAUACUGAAUUUCAAUUUAAUAAUUUGUGUGAUUUUCAAUAUUUAACAUUGACAGAAAAGAAAGACAAUCCUAAAAAAUUGGAAUGUAUAUACGAUAAAAUAUUUCCAACUGGAAUUCCAUCUUAUUCGUGGUUAAAAAAUGAUGUACCUUUUUUCUUACCACCAGCUGCGUUCAGCAGAAUGGACGGUGUACAUCAAUACGUACCCAAAACUGAAACUAAUUCGCUAUCAGAAAAUGUCAUUGGAAAAAAUAAAAAACGUAGAGGAGGUUUUGUUAAUUUUAUUUGUUUCAAGACCCCAGGUGUUCCUACUAAACCACCGCAUGGUAUUGAGACUGCUAUGAAAGUGAAAUUUCUACAAAAUAUGCAUAUAGAUAAAAUUCGUCAAAUGUUUGAGGAAAGACCAAUUUGGUCUAAAAAUGCUAUAUUAUAUCAUACAAAGUUCACUACAGAACAUUUAAAAAUAUUAUUACCUUCUGUAGCAUAUUAUUUUAUAACAGGCCCAUGGAGAAUUAUGUGGAUUCGUUUAGGUUAUGAUCCUCGGAAGGAUAUUACAGCUAGAAAAUAUCAAACCUUAGAUUAUAGAUUGAGAGCUAUGCGUGGACUGGGUUAUACAAUAAAAUGUAAAAGAAAUUAUUCAGAGUAUACAUUACCGUACAAAUCUGCUCCAGCAGCUAAACCAAAGACUAGUAUACUCACACCGAACUUAACUAUGGAACCAGAUGAGACAAAAGAAACCGAAAUGAAUGAAAAUAUGUAUAUUUAUAGAGAAGGCAUGGUUCCUCCUUCAAGGCAAAUGUUUUAUCAGUAUUGCGAUAUCCUUGUGGACGAGGUACAAGAAAUGUUGGCAAAACUUCCUGAUCCUUUACCUGGUACAAGAUGUCAUGAAAAAAGGGGAUGGUUACCAAGUGGUUUUGAUACUCAAUGUAGAGAAAUAAUUAAUAAACAAAUUCGUAAUGUUUUAAGAAAACAAUUGAACAUACCAGAAGAUCAUCCUACAACACUUCCAAGAAAACGAAAAUGGGGACCUGGUCAUAGAAUAAAUAGGAUUAAUUGUAAAAAAAAGAAAACAAAUGCAAAUGUUGAACCAUCUACUUCUAAAGCUAAUGUAAAAACUUUAUCAGAAUCGAGCGAAGGAAAAGAAACUGUUAUUAAUAAUGAAUAAAGUGAAUAUUAUUUAGA
Polistes dominula (European paper wasp) is the source of this 2300-nucleotide messenger RNA. RefSeq names its product general transcription factor IIIC subunit l(2)37Cd (gene l(2)37Cd). Gene Ontology annotation, molecular function: RNA polymerase III type 2 promoter sequence-specific DNA binding; RNA polymerase III type 1 promoter sequence-specific DNA binding. Gene Ontology annotation, cellular component: transcription factor TFIIIC complex. The record is from RefSeq and is a predicted model, not a curated record. NCBI's taxonomy places the organism in Eukaryota, Metazoa, Arthropoda, Insecta, Hymenoptera, Vespidae. Gene Ontology annotation, biological process: transcription initiation at RNA polymerase III promoter.